This is a messenger RNA of Microthlaspi erraticum, 1323 nucleotides long. The record is from the annotation of a GenBank genome assembly. NCBI's taxonomy places the organism in Eukaryota, Viridiplantae, Streptophyta, Magnoliopsida, Brassicales, Brassicaceae.
AUGAUGGACACUGUCUCAAGAGAAGCAAUCAGCCGUCUCCCUGACGAGGUUCUGGGCAAAAUCUUGUCCUUCCUUCCCACAAAACAGGCUGCUUCAACAUCUAUUCUCUCGAAAGAGUGGAGGUAUUUGUUUAGACUGGUGGAUAAUCUCGAUUUUGAUGAUAAAGAUAAAAAAUCAAGGUCUAUGUUUAGUUUUUUGGCUGACCUCCUCGAGAUUGAUCUUGAUGACAAAGAAUCAAGCUAUGUGUUUCCAGAGAGCUUCAAGAAUUUUGUGGACCGAACACUGUCUUUGCAAUGCGGGUAUCCCAUCAAGAGAUUAUCUCUAAAGAUCAAAGCUGCCAAGAACAAUGACUGCAACAAGACUUGUGUAGGCCGAUGGAUAUCUAAUGUCGUAGAACGUGGUGUUUUGGAACUAGACCUAAUGAUAAAACUUCCUAGAUUUCAAUGUCUUUUUUCUUUGGGUAAAUCUCCAAGUGUGCAUGGCUUUCUUCCUCCAAAGCUCUUCGCAAGCAAAUCGCUGACUAAGCUCUCACUAGGAAAACAUCUCUAUCUUGAAAAGCUUCCUUCAUGUGUGUCACUUCCAUCUCUUAAGAGUCUCUUCCUCGAUAUGGUUUUCUUUGAAUGUGGUGAAGAAGGUUUGUCUUGUGUGCUUCUUGCUGGUUGCCCUGCCCUCGAGGAGUUAUCACUACGUUACAGUAACUUUUCAGAAAUGCCUAACAACAUAACGAGUCCAUCUCUCAAGAGACUAUCAGUUGAUUACGGUUCUCCUAUAUGUUUCGAUGAUAAAUCUCACGUUUUAUCAUUUGACCUGCCAAAUCUUGCUUACCUCGACUACACUGGUUUCGCAUUGGGUGACUAUCCAAUAGUUACUUUGGAUUCUUUAGUCGAAGCUAAGCUGGAUCUUCAAAUGACAAAUAUGGUGAUUUAUCCAUUCGUGAAGCUUCUGCCUUUGUUUGACAAUCUUGUUAACUUAUCUCUUGGGAGCAAGAACAGGAAAUGUUGGAAAUUGCUCGUGUAUCUGCUUAAGCACUCUCCAAAGCUUGAAACUCUAGUCAUCGAGGAUCUGGAUGGUUACACAAGCGUCAUCUGCAUGCCUUUGAACAACGUCAAGGUCUUGAGUGUUCUUGGUUAUCGAGGAACUGCUCAAGAGUUUAAACAGUUGAAGAGUUUUCUGUGGAAUUUUGAAUGCCUUGAGCUGCUUCAAGUGGAUGUUACGGAAGAUGAUGAUGGCAUGUUACUGAAAGCCACCGAGGAUCUAGAGAGGCUUUGUGGAGCUUCUGUUUCGUCCAAGUGCCACAUCAAAGCCACUCGUACUAGACUCUAG